AUGGAUUCUGACACAGUACUUACUUACCCGUGUUCUUUUGCAAAGUACAUAUAUAUUUUUACCCUGCCUGUUACGUGUGGAGUAGGAAUGGUAGUACCAUCGAUGACACAGAUUCACCCAAGAGAGGGAAUCGAAAAUAAAGAAGAGAAGACAGAUGGAAGGUUAAUCAAUGUGCGCGUUAAUGACGAUGGGGAGGUGGGUUUGAUGAGUUCCAAACUUGCCAAUCCUGAUCCACAUGAUUUUGAGCCCACAGAAGAGCAGCUCUUGCUGCCAUGGCCGCUCCCGCUCCUGCCAAUUUCUUGUCCUUGA
This is a messenger RNA of Linum tenue, 309 nucleotides long. NCBI's taxonomy places the organism in Eukaryota, Viridiplantae, Streptophyta, Magnoliopsida, Malpighiales, Linaceae. The record is from the annotation of a GenBank genome assembly.